AUGGAACGCCAGACUACGAACAUGCGCGAAGCCGUUCCCGUGGAGAAGAGGGUCGCCGUUGCCCUUUAUAAGCUUUGUUCAUCUGCCGAGGACAGGACAGUCGCCCACUUAUUUGACAUGGGCAGAUCCACGGUCAACAUCAUUUAUCGCGAGUUCUGCGAAACCGUGGUGGCAUCAUUGGAACAUGAGUGGGUCAAGAUGGUAACUGGAAAUGACAUGGAGAACCACAUCGGGGAAUUCUAUGCUUCCACCGGAUUCCCGCAAGGUGUCGGCGCUCUGGACGGAUGCCAUUUUCCGGUUUCUCCGCCAAAGGAACACGCCAGCGACUAUUAUAACUACAAAGGCUGGCACAGCGUGAUAUUGCUCGCACUGGUGGACCACUGUUACGUGUUCCGGUACACAAACGUUGGAUCACCGGGAAGAUGCCACGAUGCACAUGUGUACCACCAAUCAAGCCUGUCUCGCCUUGUUUCGGGGCCCACAUUCAGGCACCCAACCACCCUGAUAAGCGGCGUUGCUGUGCCCCCACUGAUACUUUGUGAUCAGGCAUUUCCCCUCACGCCGAACCUUAUUAAGCCAUUUGCGAGCACAAGCAGUUCUGAAGAGCAAAGGCAUUUUAACUAUCAGCUAUCAAAAUCUCGCAGAAUAGUAGAAAAUGCAUUUGGGCGGCUUAAAGCCCGUUUCAGGUUUAUAAUGAAGAGAAUGAAAUGUGACAUCAGCAAUGUGCCGCUUACAAUAAGGGCAUGCUGUGUACUGAAUAAUAUUUGCGAACACUUUGGUGAUGCUGUAUCGCAGCAGUGGAUCGGUGAGGCGCAGCUGUACGACACAAUAUUUCAGCAGCCAACACACACUACGGAUGCACUCGUCGCAACUGGAAGAAACAUUCGAGCUGCAGUUGCCAUGCACUUGCACCAACAUAUGGACCACUAGCAAAGCCAAGAAGUCGAAAAGUGGAAUUAUUUAUUAAAAUACUGCGACAGCAGGUCCACCAACUUUUCUUGCGCAUUUACUUGCCGCUCCCGCAGAGCUUGGUCAACUUUAGUUGCCUCUUGCAACGUAGCAAUCAGCUUAUUUUGCUGUUCGAGCAAGUUAUUCCUGAAGUUCUCAGUGGCACUCUGCCUCUUCCGCUUUUGUGGGCGGCGCUGUUGUGUGGUCGAUGCAGGCCCUUGGCUAUCGCUUGCGUCUGCCACCUCCUCCUCUCCAGACGUGUUUCCAUUGGAACGUUCCAUGCUGGAAAUUAUCUGGAAUGAAUAAAGAUAUUUGGUUGUUUAUGCCAUGCACCUACA
Messenger RNA from Dermacentor silvarum, 1286 nucleotides. RefSeq lists its product as uncharacterized. Lineage: Eukaryota; Metazoa; Arthropoda; Arachnida; Ixodida; Ixodidae. The record is from RefSeq and is a predicted model, not a curated record. Bases 1 to 930 code for a protein of 309 amino acids. The transcript has 2 exons.